AUCAAAAUAAUUGUAAAAGUAUAUAUUAUUUAUGUGAUUUUCCUUAUUUCUUGUUUACCUUUCUACGAAUUUCUAUAAUCUUUUGAAUUCAACAUGGUCAGUCUUGUAUGUGCUGUUGUUUUUGUGGGUCAACUGCUCAUUUAAUUUUCGCGCCUGCCAGCCAGCAGCAUGCAGCAAGUCAGCAAGUCCAGCCAGUUAGCCCACGCUUUGUCAUCCGGUCCCGCUAUGACGGCUACUGUGGACCAGUAACCUUGUACUUCUGUGCCUGAAUUGCAACUGCAACUAAAGUCAAUUAACAGCUUCGCAACUAAACAGCAGUCUUGGAUAUCACCACAUAUACCACAUACCACUUCAUAUCUCACAGCAAUAAUUAAAUAUACUCAAGAAAUAAAAAACAAAAGCAAAAAUACACUGUAAUAAUGUCAUCCACCGCCUCUUCUAUCCCUAAAUGGGUUGCCGAUCUACAACAUCCUCCACCACCCAAGUCGAAGAAUAGUAGCAUUCCCGAUCCUCCCGGUUACCCAUCGCAAUCAACCGCAUUAUCAAAGAAAAAAGCGUCGAAGGAAGCCAAAAUACAACCCCGAAAGCAACACACCCCUGAAGAGAUGGAUACGCUCAAGCUGAAGAAGGCCUGGGAGGUGGCGCUCGCACCCGUGAAGAGCUUGCCUAUGACGGCUAUCAUGAUGUACAUGUCAGGCAACUCUCUACAGAUCUUUAGCAUAAUGAUGGUGUACAUGGCCUUCAAGAACCCCAUCUUGGGCAUCCUAAGCACAAACCAGGCGUUUGAGAGGUUCGAGAGCGAAACCAACAAGAGCAAGAUGAUACAGGCCAAGCUGGCAUAUGUCGCGAUGCAGCUUGUAGCUCUGGCUGUUGGGAUCUGGAAAGUCAACGCUAUGGGUUUAUUACCAACCACGAGAUCAGACUGGCUGGCUUGGGAAGCCCAACGAGAACCACUAGAGCUUGCUGUUCCUGCUUUAUAGACUCUGGAAGAUACCAAAUACAAUCUCGAAUACAUUCUACCUUAUAUUUUCUUCUAGCACUGAUCCCUUUUCUCCAUUCCACGUUGCUGGUUUCUGUUUACUUCGAUCCUGAGGUAGCGGCUGCUUCACUGGUGGGCUUUGCAGGCUUUGACGGCUCAAUGUUGGAAGUUUUAGAUUCGCCGGUUUUCGUAGGGACGAUG
Daldinia caldariorum is the source of this 1180-nucleotide messenger RNA. RefSeq lists its product as uncharacterized. The transcript is spliced from 3 exons. Lineage: Eukaryota; Fungi; Ascomycota; Sordariomycetes; Xylariales; Hypoxylaceae. Gene Ontology annotation, biological process: protein folding in endoplasmic reticulum. The coding region runs from base 420 to 980 and encodes 186 amino acids. Gene Ontology annotation, cellular component: EMC complex. The record is from RefSeq and is a predicted model, not a curated record.